CUGCCGCCCCGGGCGCGGGCGCGCGCGCAUGGGGAGGGGCAGGGUGCACGGGGUCCAGCCCGCAGCCGCCGCAGCCCCCGGGCACACCUGUCAGGCCCGGAGCGCCCCUCUCCCACACGCGCGCGGCCCACGUAGCUCCGGACACCAGCCGCCCAGGCUGCCGAGUUCUCCUACUCUGAGCCGCUGAAGGCCUGGGUGGCCGCGUGGGUGGCCGUGGUCGUGGCAGGUGCCUGUGUGCGCGGUGUAUCUCCGGCGGACAUGCUACUGCUCAAGAAGCAGACGGCGGACAUCAGCAGUGUCUACGAGCUCCGGGAGAAGCUCGGCUCGGGUGCCUUUUCCGAGGUGGUGCUGGCCCAGGAGCGGGGCUCUGCACACCUCGUGGCCCUCAAGUGCAUCCCCAAGAAUGCCCUCCGGGGCAAGGAAGCCCUGGUGGAGAAUGAGAUCGCCGUGCUCCGCAGGGUCAACCACCCCAACAUCGUGGCCCUGGAGGACGUCCACGAGAGCCCCUCCCACCUCUACCUGGCCAUGGAGCUGGUGACAGGGGGUGAGCUGUUUGACCGCAUCAUGGAGCGCGGCUCCUACACGGAGAAGGACGCCAGCCACCUGGUGGCUCAGGUCCUCGGCGCCGUCUCCUACCUGCACAGCCUGGGCAUCGUGCACCGCGACCUCAAGCCUGAAAACCUGCUCUAUGCCACACCCUUUGAGGAUUCCAAGAUCAUGGUCUCCGACUUUGGGCUCUCCAAAAUCCAGGCUGGCAACAUGCUGGGCACCGCCUGCGGGACCCCAGGCUAUGUGGCCCCGGAGCUCUUGGAGCAGAAACCCUACGGGAAGGCAGUAGACGUGUGGGCCCUGGGUGUCAUCUCCUACAUCCUGCUGUGUGGCUACCCCCCCUUCUACGACGAGAGCGAUCCUGAGCUCUUCAGCCAGAUCCUGCGGGCCAGCUACGAGUUUGACUCGCCCUUUUGGGAUGACAUCUCUGAAUCCGCUAAAGACUUCAUCCGGCACCUUCUGGAGCGUGACCCCCAGAAGCGGUUCACCUGCCAACAGGCCUUGCAGCAUCUUUGGAUCUCUGGGGACGCAGCUUCCGACAGGGACAUCCUGGGCUCUGUGAGUGAGCAGAUCCAGAAGAAUUUUGCGCGAACCCACUGGAAGGAUCCAACUCUCUGCUGUGGCUGGGAAAGCUGUAGAAGAUGGCCCAAGUGCAUGGGCCCCUGCACCCACGUGGGAGACCCAGAGGAAGCUCCUGGCUCCUGGCUUCGGAUCAGCGCAGCUCCAGCCAUUGAGCCCAUCUGGGGAGUGAACCAGCGGAUGGAAGAUCUUUCUCUCUGUUUCUCUCUGUAAUUCUACCUCUUAAAUAAAUAAAUAAAAUCUUUAAACAUGUUUUAUGAACUAGGCUAUGGUCUAUCCUGGAGAAUGUUCUAUAUGCAUUUGAAAAUAAUGUGUAUUCUGCCUUUGUGGAGUGGUGUGCUCUACCGGUAUCAAAUUCAUUCACGAUGUUCAGAUUUUCUAUAUCCUUGCUGAUGUUCUGUCUAGAUCUACCAGUUAUGGAAAGUGGGGAUGGGCCAGCGCUGUGGCAUAGCGGGUAAAGCUGCCGCCUGCAGUGUCGACACCCAUAUGGGCACUGGUUCUAGUCCCGGCUUCUCCACUUCUGAUCCAGCUCCCUGCUGUGGCCUGGGAAAGCAGUGGGAGAUGGCUCAAGUGCUUGGAGCCCAGUCCUGAAUGGGAGAUCAGGAAGAAGCUCCCGGCUCCUGGCUCCGGGUGGGCACAGCUCUGGCUGUUGUGGCCAUCUGGGGAGUGAACCAGCAGAUGCAAGACCUCUCUCUCUGGCUCUACCUCUUUCUGUAACUCUGUCUUUCAAAUAAAUAAAGAAAAAACUUAAAAAAUGAAAGAAAGUAGGGCAUCAAAAUCUCCAACUGUUGUAGUUGAGUUUUCUCUUUAUCCGCUCAGUGUUGUCAGUUUUGGUUUCAUAUGUUUUGGGGCUGUGCCGUUAGAUGUAUGUAUGUUGAUAAUUGUCAUGUCUUCCUGAUGAGUUGAGCCUUUUAUCAUUAGGAAACAUUCCCUUUUUCUAAUAAUAUUUUUAUCGUAGAGUCUAUUUUAUUUGACAUUAUUAUAGGCACUCCAGCCCACUGUUACUUCCUGUUUGCAUGGUAUAGCUUUCUCUCUCAAGAUUUUUUAAAAUUUAUUUGAAAGGCAGAGUUACAGAUAGACAGAGAAAGGGGUCUUCCAUCCACUGGUUCACUCCCCAAAUGGCUGCAAUGGCCAGGGCUGGGCCAGGCAGAAGCCAGGAGCCAGGAGCUUCUUCUGGGUCUCCCACGUGGGUGCAGGGGCCCAAGGACUUGGGCCAUCCUCUACUGACUUCCCAGGGCAUAGCAGAGAGCUGGAUUGGAAGUGGAGCAGCCGGGACAUGAAACCAGCGCCCAUAUGCAUAGGAUGCUGGUACCGCAGACAGCAGCUUAACCCACUAUGCCAACAGCUCUGGUCUCCCUUUUUCUGUCUUUACUUUCGACCUAUUUGCAUCUAUAAUUUGUCUCUAGUAAAGAAUGUAUGGUUAGUCAAAUGUCUCUUAUAAAGAAUGUAUGGCUACUUAAAUGUCGCUUUUUUUAAUCUCUGGUUUUUGAUUGGGGUUUUAAACCAUUCACAUUUUUAAAAAAGAUUUACUUGUUUAAAGGGCAGAGUUACACAGUAAGAGAGAGCUCUUUCAUUGGCUGGUUCACUCCCCAGAUGGUUGCAGUGGCCCCGGCUGGGCUGGGCUGAGCUGAAGCCAGAAGCCUGGAACUCCAUCCAGGUCUCCCACGUGGGUGCAGGGGCCCAAGCACUUGGGCCAUCUUCUACUGCUUUCCCAGGCCACAGCAGAGAGCUGGAUUGGAAGUGGAGCAGCCUGGAGUUACAUCAGCGCCCAUAUGGGGUGCAGGUGCUGCAGAGAGCAGGUUAAAGUCAUGAUGUGUACGACUGGAUUUACAUUUGCCAUUUUGCUAGUUGUUUUCUGUAUGUCUCCUGUCUUUUUUAUUCUCACUUUAAAAAAUUGAUUAAUUGAUUUUCAUUAUAUUUGAAAGGCAGAGAGACAGAGAUUUUUCCCCCCACUGAUUCACUUCCCAAAUGCCCACAACAACCAGUGCGUGGCCAGGCCAAAGCCAGGAGCCAGGAACUCCUUCUGGGGCUCACACGUGGGUGGCAGGGAUCCAAGUGCUGGAGCCAUCGCCUGCUGCCUGCCAGGGUGCGAAUAAGCAGGAAUCUGGACUGGAAGUGGAGUAGCCAGGACUGUAAGGAGGCACUCUGAUAAGGAACCCCUGGACCCAGUGCUUCGCACCUCUUCCCUUCUUUCUUUCUUGUUAGUGUGUUGUUCUAUUUCCCCUGUGUAUUUUGGAGUUAUUUUCUGAGAGGUUUCUUUAGCAAUCACAACAUGAAUCUUGACUCGUCACAGCCCACUCAGAUUCACGUUUACUUAAUUUUGGUAAAAUAGACUGUGCUACAAUUUGUCACCAUUCUUUUCUCUCUCAUUUGCUCGCUUGCUCAACAAUUUAUUUUAUUUAUUUGAAAAUCAGAGUUACAGAGAGAGAAUCUUCCAUCCACUGGUUUACUCUCCAAAUGACCACAAUGGCCAGGGCUGGGCCAGGUUGAAGCCAGGAGCCAGGAGCUACUUCUGGAUCUCCCACGUGGGUGCAGGGACCCAAGCACUUGGGGCAUCUUCUACUGCUUCCCCAGGCCAUAGCAGGGAGCUGGAUCAGAAGUGGAGCAGCCAGGACUCGAACCGGCGCCCAUAUAGGAUGCCGCACUGCAGGCGGCAGCUUUACCCGCUACGACACAGCGCCGGCCCUCAAAGUUUCUUCUGGCAUCCUGGACUUGCUCCUGAACAUUUCAUCACGUUCCGCAUCUGGGAACACUGAGCACAAUCCCCAGCCGCUGUUUUCCCGAGCGUCCAUCGCCUCGCGCUGUUUCUCUGCCGGUCUCGUGAUCUGGGAUUGCUGUUGAAACGCUGUUGGUGUGCGUGGCGUGAUUUUAUUUCCCGCGUGGCACCUGUUCCGCAGCAGUUGCUGUUUCAAAUGCUGAGGCUGGCUUCUUUGGAGCGGCCUCUGUGUCUUCCGCUUAUGGCUCUGUGUGUGGCGGGGGCGCUCUCGCUCUUGCCUGGACCACUGCCCCAGCAGGCGCUGUGAGUGUGAGUCCAGGGCGGUCGACCCUCGGUGCCCGGCUGCCUCGCUGCCGCCGCCACGCGUCUGGCGACGGGUAUUGCCCAUCGCUGCAGAGUGAGUGGGCUGCUUCAAGCCAAGGCUGAUUUUCACGUCAACAAAGAUGGUUUGGGUCAGUUUUGUGCAGCUGAACUGCUGCCUUCUUGGGGGAGAACGUUUGCCAAGGUCCUCAUGUGCCCACAGCCGGAAGCCGUGCCGUUUGGCGCUUGUUUUGUUCUACCUUUGCAAUGGAGCGCUUCGAGACAGAUCGCCCAUCUUGUCUUUAAAUGAAAGUAAUUUUUUUAACAACAUAUUUAUUUAUUUGAAAGGCAGAGUUAAACACACACACACACACACACACACACACACGCAGAUCUUACAUUCGCUGGUUCACUCCCCAAAUGCCCCCACAACAGCCUGGAGCCAGGAGCCAGGAGCCAGGAGCCAGGAGCUUCAUCCGGGUCCCAGCCCCUCCCCCCUCCCCGCCCCACACAGGAAAGGGAGACGCCAUGCUCUGCCCCUCCUGCCCCACUUCGGGGUGGGGGGGAAGCACUUGUUGGAGCCUGGCCGCGCCCCCUCCCCCACCCUCACCGAAGGCCUGAGCACAGUGGCUCCUUUUGCCUAGGACAUGGUGCCCGGACUGGGGGAGAGAGAGGCGGCAGCGGGAACAGGGUCACUCAGGAAGCAAAGUGGUGCAAGUGGGCACACGGUGCUGGUGCGGAGGUCAGGGCCACAUGUGCACUUGGCUUUCUUGCUGGCAGGGUGCAGAGGUAGCCCAGGACAUCACAUGGCAAGGGACCUGUGUGUAUCCUGGUCUCUGUCCCUCUUGUGAAGCCAGUCUGAGCCCCCACCUCAAAACACCACGGAGUAACUUUCUACCCUCUUAAUAGCUCACAUGGGGAUGAAAGUCCAGAGCGAGUUUUGAAAGAACAAACCACAUUCAACCCCCAGCAAGACUCCAGUUCUCUCAUUGUCUUUCAUGCAUAAGGUGGUGCCCCUUCCAUAAUUUCUUCUUCUAAAAAUCCAAGUACAUAUUUAUAUGAUCUCUCUCUCUCUCUCUCUCUCCUGCUUUCUGUGUAAGUUCUUUAACACUACCUUCCUGUUCACUAUUUCUCUCUUCAGCUGUGUUUAAUACCCUGUUUAAGCCACAUCUUGAAAUUAUUUUAAUUGGUCUAUUUUUGUUUUCUAAAAGUCAUAUGUGGUCCAUGAUCAAGAAUGCCUAGUUGUUUGAUAGCCUCUUUUUCUCUUCUAACAUUUUAAUAUAUCUUUUACUUUUCUUUAACU
Messenger RNA from Oryctolagus cuniculus (rabbit), 5447 nucleotides. The record is from RefSeq and is a predicted model, not a curated record. NCBI's taxonomy places the organism in Eukaryota, Metazoa, Chordata, Mammalia, Lagomorpha, Leporidae.